AUGGAGGAAGGAGAAAAUUCAGGUGUUACUUUUGAUGGUUCAUAUAAGAAAAUGAUUUAUCAAGAGGACUUCAGUGAAGAUGAUCACACUCUCUACUCAUACCAAGAGAAGCAACAAGUGUCCAUGUUGAUGGUGAGACCUGGAUCCCGUUUGAAUCAUCACAAACUGCUUACAGUGAGCCUGGCAGUGCUUGCUGUGGUUCUACUAGCAGUCGACGUUGGCCUGGGAGUCUAUUAUAACAAACUAACUGAUGGGCAGGUGAUAACGGACAUCAGCAUCGAGGUGGCCAAACUAAAGGCUUCUUACAACACUAUAAUCCAAAGCAGGGAUGAAGCCAAGAAACAGCUGGCAAGAGAGCUCGGUGAACAGCAAUUAACCAAAUGGGAGAUUGCACACCAGAGUACAAGAACCAAAUACUACGAAAAGAUGGAUGACCAAAUUCACAUUGAAAUCUCUGCGUUGAAGUCCCACAUCCCAAUGCUUAAGGAGGGCUGCAGAUACUGUCUACCAGGAUGGACUUUCAUGAACUCAGCGUGCUACUACUUCACAUUGUCUGAUGAUAUUUUACGCAGAUCGUGGAAUGACGCCAGAGAGUUCUGCAAAAUCAGAGGAAGUGACUUAGCGGUGAUAGACAGCAGAGAGAAACACCUGGCAAUAACUAGCUUGACAAACGGUUAUAACGACCCUCAAAACACAGGCCCCAGAGGUUUCUGGAUCGGAUUGAGAGAUACGGAGGAGGAAGGGACUUGGAAAUGGCUGGAUGGAACAAGACUGACUGAGGGGUACUGGAAUGAUGGAGAGCCCAACAAUGUGGGUAAUGAGGACUGUGUAGCGACAUUUCUCAGAAGCAACCCCUUUAAGGCCUGGAAUGAUGCUCCAUGCAGUUAUCACCUGAAAUGGAUUUGCCAAAGACCACCAAGGUCUGCAAAUUAA
Molecule: messenger RNA, 933 nt
Organism: Cyclopterus lumpus (lumpfish)
Lineage: Eukaryota; Metazoa; Chordata; Actinopteri; Perciformes; Cyclopteridae
Product: C-type lectin domain family 4 member M-like
Source: RefSeq, a predicted model, not a curated record